UACACAAGUGUAUGAAAACAAGGCGGCCGUUUAGCAUUAGCUACAUCAUCAGUUAGCGACAUGAAUGUAAAAUAAUCAGUAGAAGAAAACAAUUAACCAUAGAAGAAGGAAACACUGAACUCAGAGAAAGAAGACCAAAGCCCUUUAAUAAUGCAAACAUACUGGUAGUCGAUUUUUUUCAAGCCAAUGGUUUACCUGAAGUCACACCCCAAAAACCCACAAAAGAUCUGAUAAAGACGAGCCUAUCAUCAUGACGAAACAAGCUGAUUAUGGCCGACGAAGAAGCUUCUUCUGCAGAGGAAGACCCCGAGGCAGCGGGCGACAACGCCUCCUUCCAUUUCCUCCGCUUCUUGGGUGGCGGCUCUGCUCUUGGCUUGAAGGGUUUGUUGGUGGGCCGAGGCUUUUGGCUGUGAGGCGGCGAGAAGGGGGCAGCUGUUAAGCCCAACAAAGUCUUCACCUGAAAACUCCUGUGAAACAGACCAAAGGAUGACAUCGCUGCCAGAAACAGCACUCAACCCAUAGAGUAUGUGGCCCCCAGUGGAAAACGUUUGGACACCCCUGGUGUAGCGUGGCCAAGCAUGUCUCCACACCUGAACCCAGUUGAGCACCUGUGGGGCAUCCUCAAGAGGAAGGAAGGUGGAGGAGCGCAAGGUGUCGAGGAACCAUCGGCUCUACCGGUGAUGUCAUCAUGUGGAGAAAGAGAUAUCAAUCUGCUCUCACUGGGAGAUUAACCCUGGAUGGCUUGGAUGAGAGGUGAAAUUGAUCUUCUGGAGAGGUUAUCUGAUGAAGCUGCAUGGACCACCAUUGCAGGCCCGUCCAACCCGGAAACACCAUCAGUGUCAGAGGGCAGCGGCCCUUCAAUGUACCCCCAUGACCUGUGGGCGCAUGUGCCAGGCCUCUGUGCCGAGCAGGAUCCUGUCUGUUGUUACAAUGGCGGGGUCACAGGGUGAUGGAGGUGAGUGGGGUGAAAAGGCACCCCAGGUUGUCAGACUGAAAGCCCUUCUUUCUAGGCUCAUGGCAAACUGCCCGCUCAGCCUCCUGCAAGAUAAAUGACUGUGUAUUAAGAGGCAGUCUAUCCCUGGUGUCCGCCAGGCUAAGCAUUGUGCCUGCCUCCACCGCCUCUGAAAAAUCCCCUCGCUCAGGCUAAUCUAUCAGCCAGUGACCUUGUCAGGAUGCGUUGCUUGAGUUACCUCCCUGCUUCCUGAGAGUUAACCACAGAGUGAUCUGAAGAAGAAUGGCGGUAUUUGGGGACCGCCAUCCGUCACGUAGGCUGAAGGGCUGGUUUUCUCUCGGACCCGUCACCUUUGAUGAAUCCUCGCUAAAGACUCUGCUGGGGAAGGAACACUUUGGGGAAGGCCCUUUUCUCUCCCAAACAAGCCACAUAAAGGCAUGGUUGGAUGCAUUUGGCGGAGAAGAAUGGACAUCAAUUACCUCAGACACACUCCAAAAUAUUGGAGAAAGUCCUCACAGAAGAGUGGAAGCUUGUACAGCUUAAAAAGACGGCCCGCGGACCACACGUUUGACACCCCUGGUCAAAGAGGUAUCCCUCACUGGAAUUCCGUCCUUCUUUUCGGACUCUCUCUCAAACCGCCAAUGCUGACCGAACCUUGCGGAGCCAUGUCAAUGCCGGGCUCCGAUGUCCGAGAUCUGACCCUCCUGACUCCAGGACCGCCCGUGCCCUCCUUAGGUGGAGCUGCCGGGGGCUGCGGCCAGUGGACCCAACUGUUGGACCUCCAUCCCAGCUCUCCCUACAACUCCCUGUCCUCCCACCACUCCCUCAUCAAGCAGGAGCCCAACUGGGGCGCUGCAGACCCUAUUGAGGAUCCCCACUGUGGACUUGGGGCGUUCACCGUACACUUCUCUGGUCAGUUUACAGGCUCAGGCCCUUGCCGGGUCGGGGCCUUUGGAGAGCCAACACCAGGCCAGCCUAGGGUUUUUCCUAGUGGGACCUACCUCCCCAGUUGCGUGGACAGCACCCCAGCACCCAGGAGCCAAGGUUAUGGUGCAAUGGGCUUAGAUGGGAACCCCAGUUACGCUCACACAGCGUCUCACAACACCCCUCAGCUGUCCAGCCUGUCCUUUAAACACGAAGAUGCACUAUCGCCGCCAAACAGCAUCGGUACAAGUCUACUUCCUGUUGAGCAGCAAUACCCUUCACCACCGACUGUGUUUGGGUGCCACAAUUCUGCAGAAUCGUGUCCAAGCAACCAAGCACUGCUGCUGAGAAACUACAACAGUGAUAACCUGUACCAAAUGGCGUCUCAGCUGGAAUGUGUCACGUGGAACCAGAUGAACUCGCUUGCAUCUUCCAUGAAGAGUAGCCAUGCACCCAGCAUUGAAAGCGAUCAUACAGCCCCACCCCCACCCAUGCUAGUCAGCGCCCAGUACCACAUUCACACACAUGGCGUCUUCAGGGGGCUUCAGGAUGUCAGACGAGUUGCGAGUCUUGCUCCCCCUGUUGUGAAGUCAUCAGAGCCCGAAGCCCAGAAGCGUCCUUUUGUAUGCACCCAUCCUGGCUGCAACAAGAAGUACUUCAAACUAUCACAUCUGCAGCUGCACGGACGCACACACUCAGGGGAGAAGCCGUACCAGUGUGAUUUUACAGACUGCGGCCGCGGAUUCUCUCGCUCAGACCAGCUGAAGAGACACCAACGCAGACAUACAGGAGUGAAGCCCUUUGAGUGCGAGACGUGUCAGCGAAAGUUUGCACGGUCAGACCACCUUAAGACUCACAUUCGGACUCAUACAGGUAAAACAAGUGAGAAGCCGUUCACCUGCCGCUGGUCCAACUGUCAGAAGAAGUUUGCCCGCUCCGACGAGUUGGUGCGCCACCACAGCAUGCACCAGAGGAACCUGACCAAGCUGCAGCCGGCCAUCUGAGAAGAGGAGGACAAAGAGGAAGGUGCCUGCCAAAGAGAAGAGAGAGGCUUGGAGCCAGGUCAGAGGUCAUGGUGCGUUGCCAAAUGUGCAUAAGUGGAGAGCACAGCUGAUGUCCACACACGCCCACAAGAUGCACUCUUUUUGGAUCAUUUCCACUCAGAGGUUGUUAUAACUGAGCCCAGGAAAGAUUUUUGAUUACACUGUUGUUGUGUUUUCUGCUACAAAAUGUGCUAAACUGGAUUUAGAAAAUGGACAACACAAUGUAAAUACACACAAUGCACACCUAACAACGUUGUACAUACUGUAUACAUGCUUCCUUUUAUACACAUUCCUUUUGUAUGUUGUGUGUUUUAUAAGUCUAUAAAUGUGAUCUACGUCACUGUUAAGUGUGUGUCAGCUUAUAAGGGGGCCACCUAUGAGUACUGAUGGGGGCGGGUGACAGGUAGUAAAACAGCACCCCGCUAAAGUGGUGCAGGUCUCACCCUCCUAAAUCUAAGAUGCACAUCUUCAUAACGGGAAACAUCUGGAGCUUAAUAAAUCUCAUUUUAAAAAAAAUAAAAAGGACACAUACCGACCCUCCUGCAGGGCCCCAACUUGCACUAUUACCCUUAUGAUAUAGACAAAAGUAUUGAGACGAGUGGCCAUGACACCCACAGGAAGUGAAUGAAAGAAACUACAAAAGUGAAUGUGUACACCCCCUCACAUUUCAGCAACCAUUUUAUUAUAUCUUCUCAAGGGACAAUACUAUAGUCAUGAAACUUGGAUAGACCGUCGUCCCUCGACACUUUGCUGUUCAAAUUUCACACAUUCA
Dunckerocampus dactyliophorus (ringed pipefish) is the source of this 3691-nucleotide messenger RNA. RefSeq names its product WT1 transcription factor b (gene wt1b). NCBI's taxonomy places the organism in Eukaryota, Metazoa, Chordata, Actinopteri, Syngnathiformes, Syngnathidae. Gene Ontology annotation, molecular function: RNA polymerase II cis-regulatory region sequence-specific DNA binding; DNA-binding transcription factor activity, RNA polymerase II-specific. Gene Ontology annotation, biological process: regulation of transcription by RNA polymerase II. Bases 1390 to 2880 code for a protein of 496 amino acids. Gene Ontology annotation, cellular component: nucleus. The transcript is spliced from 18 exons. The record is from RefSeq and is a predicted model, not a curated record.